This is a messenger RNA of Tarenaya hassleriana, 5309 nucleotides long. RefSeq lists its product as uncharacterized. The transcript has 40 exons. NCBI's taxonomy places the organism in Eukaryota, Viridiplantae, Streptophyta, Magnoliopsida, Brassicales, Cleomaceae. Bases 179 to 5104 code for a protein of 1641 amino acids. The record is from RefSeq and is a predicted model, not a curated record.
CUGUCGUCCCUUCACCUUCCUCUCUCCUCUUGUUUCUUCUUCUCGACGAAGGAUCAUCCAUAAAACACAGAAUCAAAGAAUAGACAGAAACCUCCUACUAGGUUUUACCAUCUGUUUCAUAAACGAGGAGUGUUUUUUUUUUUGCGGCGGAGGGACAAGUUGCUGAAAACUGAUAAAUAUGGGCUCCAAGGGGCAGAGCAAGAGGCGUUUGAUUCUAUCUGACGAUGACGAUGAUGACUCCGACACCAGGAAGUUCUACCGUUUUAAAGUCCUGUUACCAAAUACAGCUACUGUGGAACUCACGGUACGUUACUCAAAGCCCCAAAUGCCAAUGGAGCUUUUCGUGAAGCUGGUGAAGGAGGAAUAUGACAAAACCCGGAUGAACUGUGGGUUGAUGAGGAAGAAAAAGCCGAUAGGCUGGAACUCAGGUCCCAGGUUUUGUUUAGAGGAUUCUAAUGGUAACAAGAUGAGGCAAAGCGUUAGAUUCGGAGAGUUUAAGCCUUGCCAGAUGCAUAUCGUAUGUCUCCAUGAUGGUUCUGGUGAGGCUGCGGAUACAUUCGAGAACAUGUGGGACCUGACUCCUGAUGUUGAAGUGUUGAAAGAGCUACCUGAAGAUUAUACUUUUGUAACAGCUCUUGCGGAUUUGAUAGACAAUUCCUUACAAGCUGUGUGGUUUAACUCAGACAACCAUCGGAGAUUUAUUAGUGUGGAUAUUCGUGAGGACCGAAUUUCAGUCUUUGAUACGGGUUCCGGAAUGGAUGGUAGCGAAACGAACUCCAUCGCGAAAUGGGGUAGGAUGGGUGCCUCGUUACACAGAUCAUCGAAACCCCUGGCAGUUGGUGGCAAGCCUCCAUAUUUAAAGCCGCUGUUCGGGAUGUUUGGAUAUGGAGGUCCUAUAGCCUCUAUGCACCUGGGAGGACGUACAUUGGUGUCUUCCAAGACAAAAGAGUCUAAGAAAGUUUACACUUUGCUUCUCGAGAGAGAAACUUUGAUCAACCGUUCUGGCUCUGGUGUUACUUGGAAGACCGACGGUGGCAUGAGAGAUCCAACGGAGGAGGAAAUUAAAUUGUCGCCUCAUGGAAGUUUUACGAAGGUGGAGAUUUUUGAACCAAAGCUUGAAAUGCCUGAUAUAUCACACCUCCAAUGCAAGCUUAAGGACAUCUAUUUUCCUUACAUCCAGUGUGAUGAAAUCUCUGAAACAGGGAAGACUGAGAUGCCGAUAGAGUUCCAGGUCAAUGGAGACAAUUUAGCUGAACUAGAAGGUGGAGAGGUUGCGAUUACCAAUUUAAACUCAUGUACGGGCCGUGAAUUUUCUUUUCAGCUUCGAUUCUGUGCAAGUGGUGAGAAAACAAAAGGGAUAUCUUCAAAGGCAAAUGCUCGCCUCAAGUUUGUUUAUUUUCCAAUCAUCGAGGGGAAGGAGAGCAUUGAGAGAAUUUUGGAAAGCUUAGAAGAGCAAGGAUACAGAGUAACAGAUAGCGUCGAGACCUUUAGUUGCAUUUCAGUUAGAAGGCUCGGCCGUCUACUUCCAGAAGUUUGUUGGCCACCGUUUCCGUUUAUGAACUUAAAGCUGAAGAAAGGUGCUAAUGCCCCCAUAUUGAAGAGUUGUUCCUCGCGAGUUAAAUGCUUUAUCGACUUGGAUGCUGGCUUCAAUCCAACACCCUCGAAAACUGAUCUUGCGCAGCAAAACCCUUAUUCAAGAGCUUUGAGAAACUUUGGGAGUAAAUCUACAGAGAAAGAUGUGAGUAUCGAGAUGCAUAGAGCCGGAAAGCCGUUGAGUUACACACAACUUGAAAAGGAGUUUCAGAAGUGGGUUCUGGAAAUGCAUCAUUGCUAUGACAGAGAGGCUGAGUCCACUGCAGAUGAAGGCAUCCUCAUUGUUGACUCAGAAAACGACCCCUUAGAUAAAAACGCUCUUCGUAUUUUAGGCGAUGCUCAAGUUGUUCGGGUGCAUGAAUGUUUGAAGAGAAAAGGGGUAUCAUGGAGUCGGGGGCAGAAUAUCAAGAUUCUGAAAGGUGCAUGUGCAGGAGUUCACAGCAACAAUAUAUAUGCGACAAUUGACUAUUUCCUCGUCGAAGGAUUCCAGGGUGAAGCUGGAGGGGAUGCUCGGGUCAUAUGCAGGCCAAUCAAUCGUUCUGAGAAUGAGGGAUGCUUGCUUACAAUCAUCAAUGGAUUCCCAAAGCUGAAACUACAAAGUUCUCUUUCGCUGCCGAUCAGUAUUAUUGAUGCCGGAAAGUGCUUAGCUGUUGAAAGACAAGAAUGGGAUACUAAACUUGAGAAGGAGCGGCUCAAGGCUCCUGCAUCCAUUGAUUUGCUGAAUGAGAGAGAGUGCCUGGAGCUGGAUAUUGAUGGGGCACUCCCUGUUGAUGUAUCAGUACGUGCUGGGGAAGCUCCACCGCAGGAGAUUGUGGCGGUUGUCCGACCCGUCAACUUCACAUCCUCAACACCGUCAAAGAGGUUGGAUCAGAAGCAGGUUGUGAAGCUUGAUAAAGAAAUGCAUAUGGAGAUUAAACUGGUGAAUGGAACUGGUAAAUCAAGCAACAAAAAUGUCCAGCAUGUAUUUUCACAGCGUGUUUCACAUUCUUCGCGAAAAACUGUUCAUGGGUUAUACUUCUUUUCGCUCGGGUCCAAGUUCCCUGAUUUGUUCAAGAAAGCUGGGAUCUACAUGUUCUCCUUCUCCGUUGGAAAAUCGUUGUGCUGCACAAAGACUGUCUCAGUUAAAGCCUCUUCAAAGGCAACAAGCUGGAAACUUAAUAAUCUGGAAAACUUGUCCCUCGAGAUUCGGGUCGGUUCUUGUUUCCCACCUUUCCGUAUUGCUUGCUAUGACAUGUAUGAAAACCAAAUUGAGUUCUCUUCUACUCCAAGUCUUGAAGUGGAAUUGACUGCUAGCUCAGGUUUUAGACUUGAAAUUGACAAGGUGAAGGCUGAUGUAAUAAAAAACAGAUCCAUUCUCAAUAUCGAGAAUAUUAUUGUUGGGACAAAUGAAUUGGACAGGAUCCGACCAAGUUAUGAAGCAGCCUUAAAGAUUUGUUCAAAGGAUGAACCACUUUGUGUCUCUGUUUCUUGUAAAGUUAAGCCAGGCCCUCUGGAGCAUGUUGUUGUAAACAAUCGAGAAGCAUUGGAUAAUCUUUUUCCUGAUUUCACUGUUAGAAAUCUUACCUUAGAGAUGUUCGAUGGAUAUGGUAACCAUGUCGAAGAAGGGACUGAUGUUAUGUUACAUCUUGAUGGCUUCGAAAUCCAAGAUCAGAUGGGAUUAAAACGUAGUGUUGAUGAUUGUGGCUGCAUUGAUCUCUCUGGAGUUCUCAAAGUCAAAGCAGGCUAUGGGAAAUCUGUAUCGCUUUCUGUUAGGUCCAGUGAUGAAGAAAUUUUCAAGAUAGAGUCAGAAACUGUGAGAAGAGAGCUCCAACUUGUAACAGAGCUGCCAGAGUACUGUACUGCCGGUUCUAAUCUUGAAAAUAUUGUUUUCAAAGUGACGAAUUCGGAUGGUACUGUUGAUACAAGCAUUCACGAUGAUGAAAAAUCCGGGAGUUAUCAUACCCUUACCCUAAAAUCUGAUCCAGCAAUCUCGGAGAAUGCCAUUCGAUAUGCCUUUGUACAUGGCUGCUGCAAAAUCCCUUCUCUUUUUCUCCCUAAAAAUGAAGGUCUCUUUUGUUUGGAGGUGUUUCAUUUUCGUCACUCUGAGCUUCACAUGAGCUUAAAGAUAUCUGCUUGGUGCUCGCUUUUCUGCAUACUGAUUCAGCUCAUGGCUGCUCCUGAAUCUGAAAGAGACGACACUGAGUCUCCCUAUCCAUGUUCAGGGAACGGGAUUUUUCCUGAGUUUCAUCCACACGUAAAGAUUCAGAUUGAGACUGCUCCUGAAUCCGAAAGAGAAGAGAUUGAGUCUCUCCUUCCAUUUUCGGAGAACCACGUUUUGCCUCUUGAAGUGUCUCCUUCCUCAAUCCACUGCCAAGUGAGCUUAAUGUCUGCACAUGAGCGCAGUGAGGAGUUAUUCGAAAAACUUGAAAGAUACGGCUCACGAAAUGGGGCACUUGAAAAGCAGCUGAAUGGUUUAAUGACUCAGAAGAAAGAAAUCGAACAAGACUUGAACAUAUUGCAAGCUUCUCUGGGACAACUUGAUGAUGCAUCCUUCCCGGAAUGCUUAACGACAAAAGAAGCAUUGAUGAGAAAGAUAGAAAUGGAGCAUUUCGACUCUGCUGCAUCGGUUUACUGCUGUCUGUCCAGACACAUUUCACCAUCUCGAGCUCAGAUUCAGUUAAGGAAGGAUGUGAUUGGUCCAGUCGCACUUCUUGGUUCAGUUGUCUCCUCUUCGCUUAGCAGGAUACUCUCUGAAUACUUGGGAAAAGAGACGAUGUUAGCGUUGGUAUGCAAAUCAUAUGAAUCAGCUCGUUCGCUGGAGCGAUAUGGACCAAACGGUGUUAUAGAUCAUGAGUUCGGGAUUCACGCUGAAGCAGCGAAGCUUCAAGGAUCCGUGGCCAGUCGUUUUACCGUCAUAUGUCUAGAGAGAAUCAGACAUUGGAAGGGCGGAUAUGUCAAGAACGAUCCAUUGAAAAGAUUAAGUUUGGGCCGACCUAGGUUACCGAAUGGAGAUAUGGUACCGGGCUUCUUGGGUUAUGCCGUGAAUAUGAUCGAUUUGGCUUCAGAGUUGCUCAGCGUACGGAUAUCAUCGGGCUACGGCCUGAGAGACACUCUGUUCUAUGCACUUUUCAAGACGUUGCAUGUAUACGAGACCAGAAAUCAUCUGGAAGCGGCGCUUCCGUACAUCAACGGUGGAGCUGCGGUCUCGUUAGAUGGUGCAAUCGUCAAAGAAGAUGGAUUCAUUCGUCUCGGAAGCUGGCGGCCAGAAAUGUAUUUCCCUGUAUCGGUAAAAUCAGAAGAAACACAAUCGAUUCUGAAGGAGAUCGAAGCGAAGAGAGAUGAUCUCAGAACUAUCGUGGAACAGAUCACGGGAACUGACAACUCUCUGCGUAAGGUUCAGAAGAAAUUCUCCAAGAGGAAGAACGAAUACGAAGGGCUCCUUGGGAGUGUCACGAAUCUCCCGAAACGACGUCGUUUGGAGUUCGACGAGCAUGUCGCGGCAGAGGAAGACGACGGGAGUACGGCCGACUAAAAGACGAUGAGUGGAUUGGAUCAGAAGUUACCGGUUUGAUGAAAUCUCCGGUUUACCAGUCGGGUAUGGCCGGUUUUUUUGGUUUGUGGAUAAUUAGUCGUCGAUACGGGUACGGCCCAUUUAAAGUCCAAACGGUGUAGCCCUUUUUACGGAUUCUGUGUGGACGGUGAGGAGUAAUUAAAUACGUUUUCAUUUCAAGGCAUAA